Nomia melanderi (Alkali bee) is the source of this 3558-nucleotide messenger RNA. RefSeq names its product mutagen-sensitive 304 (gene mus304). The record is from RefSeq and is a predicted model, not a curated record. Gene Ontology annotation, biological process: DNA repair; DNA damage checkpoint signaling. NCBI's taxonomy places the organism in Eukaryota, Metazoa, Arthropoda, Insecta, Hymenoptera, Halictidae.
UGAAAUAUACGAUACACUUAUCAGGAGACAAUGAUAAGUUUUUUAUAUAUAUGUUUAUACGUAGUUAUGUAUUUGUUACAUAACAAUAUUUCACAACCAAUAAUGAUCAAAUGCACACUUACACUAUGUAGUGUUUAUUUCCUAAUGCUAGUGACAAAAAAAAAGAACUAGAUUCACAAUGUAUUUAUUUUGUUACCGGCAAUAGUUCCUUUAAUUCCGUAUGUGCAUAAGCACUUGUAUACCUACAUUGUGAUAGCACGUGUAUUUAUGUAUACCUACAGUGAGUGACAUUUGCAUCAUCUGAUUAAUUAAAUACAAUGUUUUCAUAUGUUAAUUAUGCUGAUGCGUUCUCAUUGUAAAUUUACAGUUAAUAUGGAAAGCAAUGUUUCAUUUUCUUUUAGAAUUUUGCACCAUUUUUACGGCAUCGAUUAAUAAAGAAAAUUCCAAAAAAAUCAGAUGAGGAUGAACAUAGAUGUUGAAGAAAGUAAUCGUAUGUCAUAGCUUUUUAACAAUUCAUUAAACUGUUAAAACUUGACAUAAUAUGGGACCUGUUACUUCAAGCGACAGGUUACUUUAACGAGUGAAUAUUAAUUGGAAUUAUGUGAACGAUGUAAAUAAUUCAGUUCAAUACGAUAAUUCGCUAGAAUUAUAGAAGAGGUUUAUCCGCGAUCAAAUUAAUUUAUUUAUAUUGAACAAUAGUAACAUGUUUAAGCGAAUAGAAAAUAAUAGAGAAAAUGAGUAUUCUGUGCCGGCUAAACGACCCAAAUAUGAUACAAAGAAAGGAAACGUUUCUGCAAAAGGCAGAGAGGUGGAAAAUAAAAACUUUGGAAAAUCUGAUGAUGUAUGGGGUGACGAUUUUGCAGAGGAAGACUUUGAAGAGAUGGAUUUUGUUACAUCUCAAGCUUGUUUACAGGAAGAGAUUACUUUGACUCAAACAAGUAAACAGCAAAAUGUGUCGCUUAUGCAAAGAUGUAAUAUGCCAUCAACAAGUAAAGUUGGUUCUAAUACAAACAAUGUUACCAAUAAACCAUUAAGAUCUUCUUUAUAUAUCACUCAGAGGCAAGAAGUGGAUAAAUCAAAGGACAUAAGUAAUAUAGUGUCCGUCGAUUAUAACGAGUUUGAAAAUAAAUUAAUGAAUAGAACAGUCUCUAAUUCAACAUUUAAAUUGGAGGGAGGUGUAGUUUUUGCAGAAACGAAAUACAUGAAAGAAUUAGAGAAAUUAAAACUUGAAAAUAAGAAGUUAUUAAAUGAUUUUAUAACGAAAGAGGGAGAAGCUGUUUUUCUACGUAAUCAGUUACAACAGACUCAGUUAAGAGCAGAGACUGAUAAAUUGGAAAAAAUUCGUUUAAUUGAGGAGCUAGAAAAUCAACAUAGAACAGAAAUUAAUACAAUUUGUAAAGAAAAAGAACAUCUAAAGACUCAACUUGAAUUACAGACAUUUGAAGUAGGUAAUCUAAUGGAGCGUUGCAAAUUAUUAGAAACAGGAAAUGUUAAAUUAACAGAUCCACGUGCCAUAAAUUUGAAUACUUUUAUGAAUAAAAGUAAAUUUAAUUCAUCAAUGAACAGAACAUUAAUUUCAACAACAAAGCCAAGGAAAGCAAAAGACUCAUGUGUCCAAGCAACUAUUCAAGACAAAACCAGUUAUUUUCUUAAAACCUGGAGUCCAUAUUAUCCUCUAAAAAAUAUCUCCAAGUUAAUAUAUGACACACCACAGCCAGAGAAAUCUAUUAUCAAUAUACAAAUGAUAGAAAAAACUGGACGAAGAAAUUUACCAAUUUUACAGGAAGAAGACACCUGUAGAAUAUUCGAAAAACCGGAACUUGGGAAACCCGUAACAACUAUGAUAGAUGAUAAGAAACUUACGACGGAAUUUAUUAUACCAGAAAUAGCAGCCCUUCAAAAUAAGACGGAUUCUGAGCUUGAAUCAGAAAAUUCGAUACGGAUAAUGAAUAAACUAAUCUCUACUGCGAGGGAGUUAAUCCUGAAUGUUAUCACCAUUCUCCAGACAAUUUUUCAAGCUAUGAGAAAUGAUGAUAUACGAGACAUGAACGAUAUUUACUUUUCUGAUCUAUACUUGAAUUCUGAUUUCAAUGGGAAAUCCGUAUGCGAUGCCAAUGCAUGGCACGAUUGCGAGCGUGGUGUUGAAGUUAGAAGAGUGUUUGGCAUAAUUUCAUAUGUGACUCUGGAGUCGACAUAUCUUAGUAAAUAUAUUGCUGGGAAGACACCAUUGCUUACUGACAGGGAUACAAGUUAUCACAGUUAUUCACGGCAGAUGGUUCGUUAUAAUACAUGGUUGGAAAAGGGUCAAGAUUUUGAAAUGUUGAAACUGAUUUUACAGUUUGUCGUUUUAGUUGGCUCCACGAGAAGAGCUCAUCAGUUUAGUGGACUUAUGUGUGCGAUUAUGAUGAUUGUAUAUAAUGUCUAUAAAAAAGUUGGAUAUUGCUCUCUAGGAAUGGAGUAUGUUUAUCAGAUAUUUAAGGAAAUAGUCUUUUGUAGACCUCUGCCAUACUGUUAUUCGUUUCUUAGCAAUAUAAUGUUAAUAUUUACCAAGUCCGCAACAUACUUAAGGAAACUCUGUGUUAAUUCCGAGUUAACGGCAGUGAACAAUUGGAAGGGUUCACUACAUUUUACUCCAGAUGCUUGUCCAUUGCAAAUAUUUCUGGCACAAGUGGAGAACCAUCAUUUUGACACAAUAGUCGCUUUAGAUAUUACAAACGCAUUGUUACAGUUUGUACAGUACAUACUGCAAACAGAUGUGAUUCCCCUAAGAUCUGAAGCCUUGGACUGUUGUAAUUGUUGUAUGAAAUUGCUACGAUUCACUAUGAAAACCCUGUCUAAAUGUGCAGAGGUGAAUCUGAGUACUAUUGGGGAUCUUUAUUCAGACCAUUUUCCUCUACAACAAAAAAACUGUUGUAACUUGAAAAGUAUUUGUUUUAAACAUUCAGUGUCUCCAAUAAAUAGAAAUACGAAAUGUAUAUAUGAAGUAUAUCAAGAUAAAUUUUCUGAUCCAAAUACUUGGACAAUCAUAAAGAGAAAACAGAUAAAAGUAUUGAGAGAUGGAAUUCGAUUUCUUGCUCAUUUGACUAUAUGUGAUCCUGAUUUUGUUAUUCGGUUAUCAGAUAUUGAAGACUCUUUUCAUUUGUUCCUGAGGAACAUUAGCAAUUUUGAUAACCUUGUCCUCCAUGAGAAUGAACAAGAGGCCAUGAAUCGAAUAAAACAAACGUUUAUAUUUGAUAAACUUCCUCAGUCUGAGAUUGAAGAAUUUAAUAGAGGUACUGUGAGGCAAUUGGAUAUAUUAUCGAAUUUCCAAAAGAAAUCCGUUCAGCCGGUCUCCGUUAGUUCUAAGAAGAAUGAAAAUCAUAAUAAAUUCUUGACUACAAUUAAGUCAUUGUAUAAUAAUAGAAUGGAAUUGUCCAACUAAGAUGUAGAAUUGUCUAAUCGUGUAUUUAAGAUUUACUACAAAGUAAAUUAUACUGAAAGAAAUAUUGUAAGAUAAAUUAUUCUGAUACUGAAAACUCGGUAGUAUCUGAAUUGUAAUGCCAUAUUUUGUACAUAAUG